Messenger RNA from Cyclopterus lumpus (lumpfish), 2435 nucleotides. It is a transcript of the gene popdc2, whose product is annotated as popeye domain containing 2. The transcript has 4 exons. Lineage: Eukaryota; Metazoa; Chordata; Actinopteri; Perciformes; Cyclopteridae. The coding region runs from base 211 to 1347 and encodes 378 amino acids. Gene Ontology annotation, molecular function: cAMP binding. Gene Ontology annotation, cellular component: sarcolemma. The record is from RefSeq and is a predicted model, not a curated record.
GCCAGAGAGACGAAGGGAACGCCGGAGGAGAGAGGGAGGAGGGGACGAGGAAUGAGAGGAGAAGACGAGGAAAUGGGCAAAUAGAGCCGUGAGAACCUCUCCACGCCGAAGGGAACAAACACCUGACUCGCCAGACAACAACAGUUCUGCGUGUCGAGAUCGAGACCUCGAGGUUCUCUGGAUAGCGACGUCGGUUCCUCGAAGGCCAACAUGGACAACUCCUCCCUGCUGGACAGCUUGUUCUUUCCGCCGCUCUGCGCCGGCUGGAGCAACAACACGGAGGGCGCCGUCUACCACCUGGGCAACACCAUGCUGUUCCUGGGCUACAUGGGAGGCAGCGGCGCCCACGGGUGCCUCUUCAUCUUCGGCUUCCUGGUCCCCGCCUACGCCUGCAUGGCGGCGUGGGGCUGGCUGACGGCGUGCGGCCUGGACGUCUUCGCCUGGAGCCUGCUGCUGCUGCUGGCCUGCUCGGCCCAGAUCUGCCACCUGCUCCUCCGGCUGCACGGGGAGGGCGUCCGCGGCGAGGAGCUGAGCGCCCUCUACCAGGCGGUGUACCUGCCGCUGGGCGUGCCCGUCCAGGUGUUCAAGGACAUCGCGGGCGCCUUCGAGAACAAGGUGGUGGAGCUGAAGGCUGGAGAGACGUACGCCGUGGAGGGCAAGACGCCCAUCGACCAGCUCUCCUUCCUGCUGUCUGGGAGGAUCAACGUGUCUCUGGAGGGCCAGUUCCUGCACUACAUCCACCGCCACCAGUUCCUGGACUCCCCCGAGUGGGAGUCCGUGAGACCCAGCGAGGAGGGGCAGUUCCAGGUGACCAUUACAGCAGAGGAGGACUCCCGCUACAUCUCAUGGCGGCGCCGGCGGCUGUAUUUGGCGAUUUCGAAGGACCGCUACAUCGCCCGCGUCUUCUCCGUCAUGCUGGGCUACGACAUCGCCGAGAAGCUCUACAACCUCAACAACAAGCUCUACCUCAAAAGCGGCGUGCUGCUGGACAUCCGCCUGCCCAGCCUCUACCACGUGCUGGCCCCCUCCUCGCAGGGCAGCGAGGGCGGCAGCGGCAGCGAUGGCGGCGUCGGCAUCGGCAUCGGCAAGGAACACCUGCGGGGCGAAGACCCGGCGCCGGCCUACCAGAUGUGCAAUCCGGCCCAGUUUCAGCCCCCCCUGCAGGGACCAAGGAACCCCUGCCUGGACGAACCCCGGGCCCCCCAGCAUGAGCGCUAUCAGCACCCCUGGGCGUCAGACCCCGAUCUGCCCACCGGUGAGGACUCCACCAGCCUGGUCCUGGAGGACUUCGCUGAUGUGGCGGGCUCCUUAACGGAUUAUGGCAGUGAGAGGGAUUAUUUGAGGUAGAGGGGCACAGUGCUGCAGCUAACACACGGGGUCACCACUUAAGCUACGCGAAGUGGUAAAGACGUCGCUGUUCCGCCUCGAUUCCAGCGAGGCCGAGCGCCGCUGGCUCCCACCGACACUCCCAAACUGUGAGAACAGUUCCUCCUGGAAAACACGACAUCUUCUCCAGCGAAGCAGCGUUUACGACGCCGUCUCCUCCUCGCUCUUCGUCUUCGUCCUCGCUCUUCGUCCUCGCUCUUCGUCUUCGUCCUCGCUCUUCGUCCCUGCUCGUCUUCCUCGCUUCACAUCACCGGCCCUGAGCGUGAAGAAGGACUUUUUUUCCGAUGUGGAAUGUUUUCUGGUCAAGGUUUAAAGUCUCUCCGGAGCUCUGAAACCUGCCUUGACAUCACAAAGACAGCGGGACCCGACACAUUUAUUCAAUUAAAAGUGAAACAUCGAGAAAGUUUUAGUGAUCAGGGCAUUUGCAAAAAUGUAUAAUUUAACCAAAGAAGUGCUUUUCAGUGUGUUUCUGUAGCUGCUGUUGGAAACAAACGUCUGUCCGAUCAAAGAUGGACGCUUGCAGAUAAUCUGUAUCCAACGUUUAAUAAAUUAAAUUAAAUCUGAAUUAAAUUCUACUUGGGGGACGACCUUAAAUAUUAUUCCAUGUUAUAAAAAUGGAUUUGGUUUCAUCUCAUUUAUAUCUCAUAUUGUUUGAUUUGGAUUUCACGGUUUCUUUUCCACUUAUAAGAGUAUUGAUAUAACUAUAAUGUACUUCACAUUUUCUGGAUCUGACUGAUUGAUCGACUCAUGUCUGCAUUAUACGUAACAUAUUUAGUUUUGUGUACUUCUCGAGAUCUUUCCAGACAUGUAUGAACAGUUGAGAUUUUCUCUAUUUCACUUUCAUAUUUAUUUUAUUUAUCCGAAUGCACCAUGACCCGACGCCAUCUGGAGGUCGACCUCUUACUUUUUCUUUAUUUAAUCACAUAUCGACCUUGUUUUAAAAUAAAUGUUUGUAACUAAUUGAGUAUUUCAUACACACAUGUGAACUGUGAAUUUCAUUAUUUGUCCUGUUAUCGACUUAUACAGAGAAGGGACUAAAGUGAGGAGGU